Molecule: messenger RNA, 2304 nt
Organism: Durusdinium trenchii
Lineage: Eukaryota; Dinophyceae; Suessiales; Symbiodiniaceae
Source: the annotation of a GenBank genome assembly
GGCCUGUUAGUCGACAGAAACUACCAGUUCCAAGCCCGUGGGAUUGAUGCUACUGGGCUUGCCGGUGGACGAAGUGAGAUCGUCAACUUUAUCACCGCGGGUGUUCCAGAAUGGCAAGGGCUGACUCCGGCGUUGGAGAAGGUGGGUGCAGACAACAUCCAACUGAUUUGGCCGGUGCCUGCCAAUGGGGGCUCGCCAAUCUUAGGUUAUCACGUGGACAUGGAGGCAAACGGCGACGGUAGCUGGGAGCGAAUCUAUGAUGGCACGAAUCGGCCUUCACAGCUGACGUUUACGGCGACCGGACUACAUGCGUCUUUGAUGUACACCUUCCGAGUAUAUGCUGAAAAUCGGGUUGGUCUCAGCGGCUACUCAUCCUCUUCGGUGAGGAUCUCAGACCUCAUGGCUGCAAGUGAUUCACGACCUGAAGCCAUUCCAGUGUCGCUGAGUGCUGAUGUAGGGUACACUGCAUGGGUUCGUUCAGUGGAUCCAGUCACCCAGCUGGAUGAAUCAGGUGGUGGGCGGCGAUUUAUAUUGUCCGUGCACGAUGUUUGCGAGCUUGACUCCACUGGCACAGUCUGUGUGCGAGUUGCAGCGCCUCAUCCAGACUAUGCUCCUGAUGUGUUGGGCCAGCCUGUUUGCUGUAUUCAUUCGGUCGACACUGACAAUGGCCUCUACCGCUUUGGCUAUACCUUGCGCAAGGCUGGGAAGUACUCCUUGCUGGUCCAAGCCAUCGAGCCUGGGGGCCUUCUCGGGCAGUACUGGGACAAUCAAUGGCUCUAUGGUAUGCCGGUGGUCACAAGACAGGACCCUGACAUCAAUUUCGACUGGGGCCUUGGGGCUGUGGCCCUCUACGCCUCUGACUACAUCUCGGCACGUUGGACAGGCUUCGUGCUGCCGGAUUUCUCAGAGACCUACACCUUCUAUGUCAAUGCGGAUGACUCUGCCAGGCUCUGGGUGAACGGAGUCCUGCUUUUCGACAAGUGGGACGAGUGCUGCCAGGAAUUCUGGGGAAACAUUGCGCUCACAGCUGGUGAAUUGGCCUCUAUCCGCUUAGAGUUCAGAGAGGUGGCUGGAAAUGCGACGCUGAGCUUGGAAUGGGCAUCGUUCUCGACGUCUCGAGGCUUCAUCAAUCCUGGCCAACUCUUCAAAGGGCCCAUUAUCAAUGGCGCGCCUGUUCUCUUGGAGGUGGCCACCGGCACCGUAAAUGCAGACAACAGUGUGGCGUAUGGUGAGUAUCUCACCGGCGCAAGGUGCCUUGAGUCGCGUGCAUUCUACAUCCAGGCAAAAGACUCUGCAGACAACUUGUUGAAGAGCAACCAGGAGGUCUUUCAGGUGACCUUCAAUGGUCCGGCGGUGACCUUCACUGUGGUCUCAUCACCUGUGAAUCCAGAUGCCAUGGAUGGGCUCUACAAAGUCGAGUAUCUUGUGAAUGUGGCCGGCACCUACCAGGUGACCGCAUCAUUGAAUGGCCGACAGAUCAAGGAUAGCCCUUUCGACUUCAUUGCGCGACCGGGGCAAGUCUCAUCUGCACAUUCAACUGUGAGCGGCCUCGGAGCCAUUGAGUUCAUUGCCGGUACAGAAGCGACCUUCAUCGUCCAAGCCAGAGACGCCUAUGGCAACGCACUGGAUGAGCAGGUUGGAGAAGUGACCGCAUCCAUCGAGUGGGAAGCAUACAACACACUCACCACGAUGAACGUCUUGGAUGACACGCCGCUGAACAAUGCUGAGUUCGGUCGAUAUUUCUACGGUACUUCCACCUACAUCGGCUUUGGGCAGUAUGAGAUCAAGUAUACCGCUUUGCGAGAAGGGUCCCACAAACUUUUUGUGAAGAUCAACGGUGGCAACGUCUACAACUCGCCCUUCAACUUGCGUGGCGAUCCCGCUGCGGCUGCCUAUGGGGCGAAGAGCCUGGCAGAAAGCACCAUGCCGCCCUCCACGGUUGUGGCGGGCGAUGAGAUCACUUUUCAAGUGCAGCUCCGCGACGCUUACGGAAACAUCCUGGCAUCGUCCCCUGCUGGAGCGAUCACCAUCCGCGUGAGCUCACUACCGCCAGUAAGCCAGGUGGAUGAUGGUGUUUGCAGCCCAGCGACCAGUGGUAGCACAGGGCUUUACGAAUGUCGCGUCACCCCCACGGUGAGCGGAGAUCGCUUGCUGUCUGUGCAAGUUGGUGGUGUGGAGAUCUCCAAGCUUGAGAUGGAACAAGUGCUCUCGCAACUCAACAUGACACAGGGGCCCUUUGCGCUCUUUGUGGCACCAGCAGCAGUUUCUCCAGCCAACACCGCCGUCUACAAUGUCCAGUCCAGU